GUAGUUUAAAAUUUGUGUGUGCUGGUAGCAUUUGUAUUCCUUGACUGAUGUGGAUUUGUGGGACAUUAUGGAUUUUUUCGCGCCGGCGCGAAAUGUGCUUGCUUCCGAUUAGCUGCAGAAUUAGUUCGCUUUUUUCAAUAUAAUUAAAAAUGUUAGAUGUUUUUGCCGCUUAGAGUUAUUCGUCAAAGUGUAGCGACUUAGAUUACAACCAUGUUCAGUAAUUAAAAACGUUUCGAAUUAAAAUUAUUAUGUGCGUGUAUUGAAUUGUGGAAUUAACUACAUAUUUCUGCGAUUUAUAUUUCUUAUUGAAAAAAAAAUGGGUUCUAUUGUUUUGAAAAGUUUAUCCGUGCUUUUGGGAAUAUUUUUUGUAUUUGUCGGAAUCACAAAAUUAACACCUAUGAUAUCGAAAGAAUUGCAUAAGGAUUUGAGAAAGGAGUAUGUUAGAUAUGCAAAAGUAUUUCCACUGACUGAUACGUUGGACUUCAAAUUACCAUCGAAAUGGUACAGGAGGACCGUGGGUGGUUUAGAAAUAUUAUUUGGGUUAGCGUUGGCAGUUGCACCUAAUCAUAAGUUGAAGAACGCCGCGAACAUCGGUCUGGUGUUGCUAAUGAUCCUGGCGGCGUACUCUCACGUGAUGGUGGGCGACCCGUUCGACCGAUGUGCGCCGGCUCUCGUAUUCUUUUUCAUGCUCAGUGGGAGGCUCGUCGUUUGGUAUCAGACGAGUCGACGUGAACAGCUAGAGAAGUCCGCCACAGCCCAGAACGGCAACGGACUAAAGAGGGAUUAAAUGAAGACAUUUUAUAAAUAAGCUACGUUAGCAUUAAUGAGUAAUAUAUUGAACUUUAAAAAUAAGUUAAUUUUAAAUUGUCAAUAUUUUGUUCAAGCAUUAAUUGAUCUACAAUUGUGAAUCCUGUGAUUUCGCUAGUCAAAUCUGUUGUUAUAUGUUGCAUUAAUUUGAUGUUACUUUUAUAUUGAUGUUACAAUUCUGUACAAGGCAUGAAUAAGUUUGAAAAGUCAUCGGUGAACUAAAAUGCUGGUAUGUUCCUUUUUGUUUAUUAACACAAUAAUGAAUAUGUUUUUAUUCAUUUAUUUAAAAAUCCUCGAGUUACGAUUUUUCUGUGUUAUGAAUGGAUAUACAGUACGACCGACGUAACUUGGCGAGUCUGAAUAUAGCCGCAGGUCAACUUUCGCGCAUGUACACUUGUAAAAAAAAGUAUUAUUAGCAUUCAUUUUUUUAAAUCAAAAUACGAAUUAAAAUUUCCAUAUACAGGGACCAAGUACAAAUAAAAUGAAUAUCAAAACACUAUGAGAGAGAAAGCUAUAAAAAUAACGUAAUAAAUUAAAGAGAGGUAAUAAAAAAAUAAUAAAUUAAGACAGAAAGCGGUAAAAAUAACGUAAUUAAAUUAAUUCGAAAGUAAGCCCGAACACUGCCUUCAGUUGCGAUCCGCUGUACUGUGCGUUGCGAUACACCAGAUCGUUAGCAACUCUAAAUAAAACUGUCAACAUCUUUUACGCCUUCUUCUUUUUCUUUUUAAAAAAAAAAUCAAAAAUUAUGUUUGUCGGCCGUCGAUUUAAAACACUAUUAUGCUUUGGUGGCAUCUUUGUUAACGAAUAGUAUAAAUGCCAAGGGACACUCAAUACUAAAACAAAUUUAAACACAAACAAUCUUAAAACUAAACAAAAAACUGAGCACUAAACAAAAACAGUAUAAUAAUAACAAAUCAAUGAAAACUUUUGUAGCCGCCCGUACUCAAGACAGAGAUAGCGACACGAACACGACACUAAUGCUAGCGUGUGAGUGAGACACAUUACCGCAUACCGAGAAUUACCGAAUUUAUACGAUGUCAAGAAAAGGGAUGUCCAAUAUGCGUGUUUGAGGAUGUUGUUUAAUCGAUUUUUUUUCAAAUUGAUUAAAAUUUAUAUAAAAAUAUAUAUUUAUAUUCCAUUUUAUAGGAGGUUUAAAAUAUUCACGAACAGUCCCUAUUGUAGUAGUUGUUGAUAAAUAACUGAUAUUCAACUAAAUCAUGUCUUUCAACCAAGAAAAUAAAGUGUUAUUAGUUUUUUUUUUUUUAUUAAAGAUGAAGUCUCGUUUACUAACGACAACAUUCAAUAUGUUUGUAAAUCUAUUUCAUUCAUUAUCUCAUAUAAACAAAAAUCAAUAAAUUCCAAACCGAUAAAAAUCGAUUGUGAUAUUUGAUUGAAUAAAGGGACGAUUGUGUUUACAUAGAGUCAAUCCCUAGCCUAGACCUCCGCCCCGCGCACGUUGCUCAUACCACCAUUUGGUUCUUAAAAACGUUUGUGCGCAGCCUUCUGCGCGAAGUUCGGACUCGCCAAGUUACGUCGGUCGUAUUGUACAUAGGUUUUAAAAAUAUUUUUAGCAAAAACGCUGAGUAACUGCAGCCUUUAGUUCGGAUACUGUAGUCAGCGUACUUAGUGCGAGUUUUUUAACGUUUUCGAUAGCGUAAAAGUUAACUCAAUUUUGUAUGGAGUAGGAACGUUUACCUACGUUUGCCGCUCUGGAGCGCUCUGCAUAAAAAUUUGAGCUAGCUUUACGCUAUCGAGAACGUUAAAAAACUCGCACUAAGCACACAGGUCUAAUAACAACUAGAAGUCGUCGUGGCCUAAAGGAUAAGACGUCCGGUGCAUUCGUAUGUAGCGAUGCACCGGUGUUCGAAUCCCGCCGGCGGGUACCAAUUUUUCCAAUGAAAUACGUACUUAACAAAUGUUCAGGAUUAACUUCCACGAUGAAGGAAUAACAUCGUGAAAUAAAAAUGAAACCUGCAAAAUUUUAGUUUGCGUAAUUAUUGGUGGUAGAACAUAUAGGUACCACCACCCUGCCUAUUUCUGCCGUGAAGCAGUAAUGCGUUUCGGUUUGAAGAGCGGGGCUGCCGAUGUACCGAUAAACGUGAGACCUUACAACUCAUGGCUCAAGGUGGGUGGCCAAAAACCCAUCAUAAUUUAUUCAAAUAGCAAUGUUAGUUCACAUCCGCGAAAUUUCGACUUAUCCACACGCCUUGUACCCGAAUUGUAAUGUAAAGUGUGUUCGGUUGGCGAGACCAUUAUCAUGUUGAUAUUCGAGCUGAUAAAUGGGAGCUCGACUGAAGUUUGUCACUCUCUCGCCUGUCAGCGCACGUCGCUACAUCAUCGUCAGGUCCUGUUAUAAAACAACCUUUGUUUACAUUUAUACAAAACAAAAAAAAACCUUAACACGUUGACUACCAUGUAGGUCACUGGUGCCCUACGCAGCGCGCUGAAAUAAUCAUACCGAUUUUUGUUGCUAAAAUUUGGCCUUCUUUUGUUUGUUAAUCAUACAUUAGUUUUAUUCUUUUAGGUCUCUUAGAAAUAGAUUCAUCCUCAGUAUCUUCGGAUUCGUUUUGCCCAGAGUCUACUAGAUAUUCCGGCGUCUUGGUAAGAAGAACUAUACAUAAUUACUUGAGUGCGCCGCGUAUGGCACCGGUGAUCUUAAUGGCAAUCAACGUGUUAAAUAUAAAUUAUUUGUAAAGUGAUAUUAAUUUAAGCGAUAAUUAAUUUUCGUGUAGAUAUGUAGCGUGUUCGAUGCGUGUACAAGUUUGUUAACUGUAAUGGUGAUACGGUAAGGGUAAGCCAUUGGAGCGACGCAAAAAAAAACAACAAAUUAACAUAUUUUGCUCAAUCGUAGAAUAAAGUAAUGUCGCUGUUGCUUGUAAUACUAAAAAAGUAUUUUGAAAUGAUUAGUAUAGAUUAGUAUGUCGUCGAUCCUGUGUUAUCAUUACAUCAAAUCUUAACUUAGUUGAAAUAUUAUGAUAAACUCGGGCAUGCUUUUUUUGAAUGUUCAUCUAACUUCCGUCGGACUAGCCCGUACGAGAAUAUUAAUAUCAACUUCUAACAUUGGUAUCAGUGUAGAUACUAUAACGAUACCAAAAAUAUUAACCUAGUAAGAUACACAACGACAUUGCUGAAGAACUAGAAUAAUUUUAUUUAUAGUGAAGAAGGGUGUAACAGCUCAUUGCCCGUCUGGUGUCCACGUAGCCUAUAUACAACGUGUCGCAACCCACCAUAAGACAUGCAAAGACUAAAUUAUAAAAAAUGUCGACUGUCCUUGAAAUAAGCACAAUAGUGGGGACCUAAAACGCCGAUCUUAGUUUAAUACUCUGAGACUUCUGCUGUCCAUUUUCCGGAGAGUCCCUCAAUCGUCUUAUAAGUGAUAGGGUGGUAGGUUAAGCCAAAUAUUACACAAACUUUUAGAUACACGGUAAUUCGAAGUUUGUUAUGGUGACUUGUACUAAGACUGGCAGGUGGGAGCUGCGACCAAUUAGUCCAACCAUAAAUAGUCUGCACGACGAAGAAAGAAUUUUCAAGCUUUGCGGAUAUUUUAUACGAACUAGUUCAAAGGUUUAUUUAGACCCGUACCUGGUCCGCCACAGUCUCUUCACUUAAUAUAAAAAGAAUUAUGAAGUUUAUGGGGUAAUUUUCGGAAAAGAAGGCAGACAAGGUUGGAAAAAUGCUCAUCAAAAAUACAUACCUAUUGUGUGAAAUCCAGCAAACUAUUGUCAUGUUUGUCAUACUAUUAUAAUACAUCAAUGAAUUGUGACCUCACUGGAAGAGACAUUAAUCAUAAUAACUAUUUCUAUACUAAUAAUAUUAUAAAGAGGCAAGAUUUGUUUGUUUGUUUGUUUCGAAUAGGCUCCGAAACUACUGGACCGAUUUGAAAAAUUCUUUUUCCAUUAGAAGCCGACAUUGUCCCUGAUGAACAUAGGCUACUUUUUUUAUUUUAUUUUUUAUUUUUAUUUUUUUGUUUCAUGUGUGUUUUAAUGUUUCCGAAGCGAAGCGAGGGCGGGUCGCUAUAUCAAAUAAAAGGCUCGAAUCAUUUUAACUCAUUUCUAUACAGAAGCUUUGUGUUCAUAGACAUAAGGAAAAAAAAGAUUUGCUUAAAUCAGGACCGAGACUCUCGUUGUACAGGCUAAGUCCUUUAGAAUUUAAUUAAGGUAGUCACUAUUUUAACGUUUUUUAAGCUUUUAUUAAUAAUGUGCUAUAGUAUUUACCUACGCUUUAUUUUUUCUGUACAAUGUAAGCUUAAUCUUAUUUGCAGUAUCUAUUCAUAAUAUUAAAUCACUUUAUGUUCAAGCACUAUGUGAUGUGUGGUAUUAGGGUGUGAAUGUAAUAAAUGAAUAAAUGGAAUAAAA
Messenger RNA from Bombyx mori (domestic silkworm), 5162 nucleotides. Its product is annotated as novel acetylcholine receptor chaperone. The transcript has 4 exons. Gene Ontology annotation, cellular component: endoplasmic reticulum. NCBI's taxonomy places the organism in Eukaryota, Metazoa, Arthropoda, Insecta, Lepidoptera, Bombycidae. Gene Ontology annotation, biological process: chaperone-mediated protein complex assembly; positive regulation of protein localization to cell surface. The coding region runs from base 317 to 787 and encodes 156 amino acids. The record is from RefSeq and is a predicted model, not a curated record.